AUGCGGCGCGAACUUGACCCCAGACUGUCGAGGAUUGAAGCUACCAUGUGCUGCUAUCCCAAAUUCAUCACCAAUGAAACAAGAGGGAUAAUUUCCGGUGUUGUCAUCACCGAUCUUCUGCAGUAUGGCUUCCCCGGGGCCGCAACGGCCACCUCCUCGAUCCCGGAGCAACGGCAGCGGCAGCAACAUUUCGCUCCCCAUCCCGGAAGGCAGACCGAUACCAUACACGGUCAAGUGCAAGCCACCAGCUCCAGAUGUCCUAGUCGUCUCUACGACCGCGCUGACCUCGUCCUAGGCACGCCUGAAGAAUACAUAAAGGGUAUCACGUACCACUCUCGGCAAACCAGCGCCGACACGGUAUAUCCAGGAGAGAUCUACGAUACACUGAGUCGAUUUCUCGCCGGCUCUGAAUAUCAAACGUCCUGCGAUAAUUUCGCAUGGCUCGUCAGUCCAGGCCAACCGGGCCAUCCCUUAUCUCCAGACGUGCAGUCGCUAUCCGACUGGCAAACAAUGUCGGAUGGCAGCAGGAACCGAGAGCGAUCCCAGCACGAAGGGUUCGCAAACCCCGAGCAGUGCAUAGAAGGACUGAGGAAGAAUAUUGAGCUGUCACAGCCUCAGGUGCUAUUCCUUCGGGGCCAUCCCUCACCGCACUGGCUCGCGAGCAUAGGGGCCUUUUGCUACGCAGAUCCCGAGCUGUUCCGUUGGUUUCUCAGGUACCGCGAACGGCCCGGGGAUGACUAUUACUUUGACGCCGCCCCUUCCGCUAUGAGUAGCAUCUUUCGCUUCAAGUUCUUCACCAUCGGGUCCAAGAACUAUAGUUUACGAUCGUCCCAGAAGGCCGUAGAUUCCAUGCGCGCAAAGGCGGCCAAUGACCUCGAGAAAUACCGCACGGCGCUGCGAGGAUCCUGGAACCUGAGGCAAGGGGACUCCAUUGUCCGAGAUCUCUACGUGCUUGACGAACGGCAUUGUGUCAUUGAACAAGAAGUCGUCGUGUCCACAUUUGAAAUCGGUAGAACAUGGAUGGCCAUCGCCUGUACGGACGCAGGACGCGACCUCUUCACCCAUGGCCCGCAACUCCCGUGGCUCCGUGGCGACACGGAGACACGGCCCGCAGAACUUCUACCGAUAGUCCAAUACAGGCCGAAGUGUGCUUUGAAAGCCCGCAGCAUCAGCGAGAGGGCCCCCGCGCCGACACAGAAGAGGAAUACGCAGAGCCUUGCCGUCUUUCCCGAAGGCUACGGUCGCAGUCUCGACUGGUCCCUCGCCAAAUCGGACCGCAUGUACGCUUUGCUCGAGAUUUUCAGACUAGCUGCCUUCUCGCAGAAGCAGCUCCUGAACGUCUUACAACAGAAGAUAGUGACUGAGACAAGGAGCCUAUCCGCAAACAUUGAGCAUCCGACCAUGGCCAACCUGCUAUACUUUCGGGACAUUCUACAGGAUCAGCUCGGCUAUGUUUCUAACCUGUCUCGACUUACAGACGAUCAGACUAGAGUUUCUCACAGUGUACAGCGGCCUGCCACGGUCGACCAUGGUAUGGCUGAAGUGCACAGACUCUUCGAAGACCUCCGCUCGCAAGCUCAGUCGCUCCACGAGAGAUGCACCCAGGGCAUGACGGUUAUCAGUAACAAUAGCAUGCUCGAAGAGUCUCAACGAGCAAUAAAGCAGGCAGAGUUGGUCACGAAACUCACAAAGGUCGCCUUUGUCUAUCUUCCGUUCACCUUCACGGCUGGCUUCUUUGGCAUGAACUUCAAGGAGCUUGGAACUGGUGAGAUUCACCUGUGGAUAUACUUUGUUGCCUCCUUGCCUCUCAUGUUUGUGACCAUGGCGUUCUAUGUGCUUGAUGAACAACGUGUCAAGGGAAUUCGGCAGGCAUUACAAAUUUCGGAUCCGGAUGGCGCAAAGCAGCAGCAAUAA
This is a messenger RNA of Thyridium curvatum, 1914 nucleotides long. RefSeq lists its product as uncharacterized. Lineage: Eukaryota; Fungi; Ascomycota; Sordariomycetes; Thyridiales; Thyridiaceae. Gene Ontology annotation, molecular function: metal ion transmembrane transporter activity. The transcript has 3 exons. The record is from RefSeq and is a predicted model, not a curated record. Bases 1 to 1914 code for a protein of 637 amino acids. Gene Ontology annotation, cellular component: membrane. Gene Ontology annotation, biological process: metal ion transport; transmembrane transport.